AUGAGCAGCACGCAUCUCCUUCUCGAGUCCCUCGGUCGGCAUGAUAGCCACACGUCGCACCAUCGUCCGAAGCGCCAUCACACGCCGUACCUGGACGUCAUGACUGUGCAAUCGCGCCAGUACAUUAGCCACGUCGACGACAUGGCCGGCGCAAAGGACCAAGCCCACUCGCAGCUUCUCGUUGAGCCGAUUCACAUUCCCGACUUGAAACACACGGGAAUCGCUCCAUUAGCGUCCCACACGAUGUCGGCGCCAAUGUUUUACCCGAACGGGGCAAAGAACGUACACUUGCGUCACGUUGUCCAGGACUCGCUGGCCCAUGUCACCACCUGCCCGCAGCUCCGUGCGCCGCAGCUACCCACCCCCAACACGGCCACAGUCACUCUCGAGUCCUCCACCGAGUCCAUCUCGAGCGGCAUGCAGAUGACGUCGCCGUGUAAGCGCAGCAUCGAAAAACACACCAAGAAGCCCACCACCACCCGCCUCCAUCGGUCCAUCCACGAUCGACCCAACCACAAGGACACCCAGCAACUCUUGCACACCGUGCGGCACAACACGACCAAGAUCGCAGCGCUGGUCAACCCCCACUCCACGUAG
This is a messenger RNA of Aphanomyces invadans, 597 nucleotides long. RefSeq lists its product as hypothetical. The coding region runs from base 1 to 597 and encodes 198 amino acids. The record is from RefSeq and is a predicted model, not a curated record. NCBI's taxonomy places the organism in Eukaryota, Oomycota, Saprolegniomycetes, Saprolegniales, Verrucalvaceae. The transcript has a single exon.